This is a messenger RNA of Patella vulgata (common limpet), 2452 nucleotides long. RefSeq lists its product as uncharacterized. NCBI's taxonomy places the organism in Eukaryota, Metazoa, Mollusca, Gastropoda, Patellidae. The record is from RefSeq and is a predicted model, not a curated record. The coding region runs from base 55 to 612 and encodes 185 amino acids. The transcript has 6 exons.
CCUAAAAGGAUGACCUAAUUACAGGUAGGAAUAAACACAGGUUAAACUUCCAAAAUGGCGGUGUUCAAGAACAAAAUCCUCUGCUGGAAUCUGACAAGUGCUGUAUUUGUUGGCCUUGUUUAUGUACUGAUAACAGUAUUUUUUGCAAUUGUCUUGCGUUUAGUUGAUUUGGCAGCCAUUAUAUCUGAAGAUUUUGAAAUUAGUCAAGGAUUUCAUACACAGUGGAGAUCUCAUCAACAUGAAGCUUUUCUUGCAAGUGAUAUAAUUAUCCUACUCGGUCAUUUUGCAACUUGGAUAUUUUCCAUUAUUAUGGUAUUGUCUGUCACAAAACAACAUUUUGUGAUGUAUAUGGAUACGAUCAAGCUGUUCAGAAAUUGGUUUGCGUUUUACACAUUUGUAGAAUUUUGUUUCUCUGUAUUGGAAUUCUCUUUCUAUGGAAUGAACACCUUUCGAUUGGCCUUUGUAGUUUUUAUUUGGCUGUUUUGGAUGUUUCGAUUGUCUGUAAAUGUUGUUUUCAUAUUGGUAAUGUCAUCUAGAGAUGAACAGAUGAAGGGAGACAUGGCCUAUGAACUUCGAUUCUCAGAAAAGAAUUAUUCGCAUUCGUAUGCUUAAAACUGUGUAAAUAGAAAUAUUAUGUUUAAGGAAAUUUGUGCUACAAUAUAUCCACCUGUGAAAUGUUGUAGAAAACUUCAUGAUGGUGACCUUACAUGUAUGCAAUUUCUACUUUUAUUUCAAAAGGUGAUUGAAAAAAUUGUCAAGCAUAAUGAUAUCAUAGUUAAUAGUGAAACGGUACUUGAUUAGAAUACCAGGGCCCUGUUUCACGAAAUUUUAACUAAAGAUAAAAUCCAAAUUUUAGUAGAUACUUCAAUUUUGAUUGGCUAAGCACUAAAAUCAAUCUAAUAUUAUCCAAUUAAAUUACUAAAAUUUGGAUUUUAUCUCAGUUAAAAUUUCGUGAAACAGGCCCCAGAAACAUAAUCGCAUCUAUUAUCAUACAAGAUUCAUUUUAUCUAUAUAGAGAUACUGAUGAUUAAUCAAAUAAAACAUAUCUUUUAUAAUAAUCUAUUGAGAGUUAAAAUUAGAUACAAAAUCAGCUUUCACUGAAAUCUUUUAAUAUACCAUUUCUGAAUUCUUUAUAGGUUAUAAAAGUUGAAUAUCGUCGGUGAAGUGUCAAAAGGGUGUAUCUAAGAAUUUCUAAAGAUUAAGAAAUAGAACCUUUUGCAUUUCAAAAUUUCCACAAAUCAAGAUACAACAUUUGGUCACAUGAUACCCAAAACAGGUCUAAUUGGCGUAGAGAUACACAGCUUAGACAGAAAUGUGCAUAUUAAUUGGGAGAUUUUAAAAAUGCAAAAAAUUGUAUUUCACUAAAUUCUUGAGAUACACCCUUUUGACACUUCACCCACGAUAUACAAUUGAAUGUUUAAAACAAUCCAUUGUGUAAAUAAUUUGCUGUCUUUUGUGUAGCAUAUAUAUAUGUACUAUAUUCAAGUUAUUACUUAUCCCAUGAAUUAUUCUGAAGUUAAAUGAACAUAACUAAAUCAUAUUACACAACUUUGAUAGUAGUUGUCUUCUAACAUAUGAAAGAAACAUUUUAUCUUUUAUUCCUUGUAAUAAGUCAUUUUGUAAAUAUUAUCAUUACUCUUUAUUUUUAAUAUUUAGUAUCAUAUUUUUAUUGGUAAACUAUACAUUUAUUCUUCAUCUGAUUUCAUAAUUCUCAAAUUGUCUAUUCCAAUCUCCCAUACAUUAUGUAAGAUUUAGAUAAAGAGCAGACCGUUUUUGUUAUAAUAGGUUAAAAAUAGAUAAUGCAAAAUUAUACUGAAAAUUUUCAUUCAAAUUACUUAAUCACUGUUUGAAGUUUUGACAUAGAUUAUUAUCGCAGCAACAUUACUUGUUAAUCGAGACUCAGCCUCGCUCCUGUGCCAUUUUUAAAUGAAAUUAUCAAAUAGCGAUCGAAUUGCAAUCCGUUUAUAUCUGCGCAAUCUGAUCUUCUAGAGAGUUGAUUAUGGGCUCGUCAUGUGAAUAAAUGUCUAAAAAAUAAUUUAUAUAACAUUUGAAGCCAAAAUAAAGACCAGCAAUAGGCAGAUUUAGCUCUUACAUAAUGCAUCUUUAAAAAGGAAGGGUUCUUAUUAGAGUGGAAUUGGACUCAAAAUUUAUGGACGAUUACAUUUUUUUUUGCCUAGGCUAAUUAUAAGAUUCAACUAAAGAAAUAAUGACUUGGAUUUGAACCAUGUGUUUAGAUUUAUAACACACAUCCAGUUUCUUCUAUAUUUUUUUAUAGAAGGAUCAGACUAGGUAUCAUAGAUAUUAAUGUUUUAUAGGAAAAAUACAUAAAAUGUCCAGAUUUACUACAUUCCAUGUGAUUUAAUUCAGAUAUUUAUUUUAAAUCAUGAAUCUAACAAUAUUUGUUUUAUGAAAUAUUUUAACCUGUUCAUAUUUUUAUAUAAUAAAAUGUCAA